AUGGAAGGGGAGAGCACGUCGGCGGUGCUCUCCGGCUUUGUGCUUGGCGCGCUGGCCUUCCAGCACUUCAACACCGACUCGGACACGGAAGGUUUUCUCCUGGGAGAAGUUAAAGGUGAAGCCAAGAAUAGCAUUACUGACUCUCAAAUGGAUGAUGUCGAAGUCAUUUAUACAAUUGACAUUCAGAAAUAUAUUCCAUGCUAUCGGCUUUUUAGGUUUUAUAAUUCUUUAGGUGAAAUAAAUGAGCAAGCCCUGAAGACAGUAUUAUCAAAUGUCAAAAAGGACGUAGUAGGCUGGUACAAAUUUCGACGUCACUCAGAUCAGAUUAUGACAUACAGAGAGAGACUGCUUCACAAUAAUUUAUUGAAGUAUCUUUCAAACAAAGAACUUGUUUUUCUGCUACUUACACCAAGUAUAACAACAGAAAGUUGCUCUACUCAUCGCCUGGAACAUGCCUUGCAUAAGCCUCAAGAAGGACUUUUUCAUAGGAUACCUUUAGUGGUCGCCAAUUUGGGCAUGUCUGAACAACUGGGUUAUAAAACUGUAUCAAGUUCCUGUUUGUCCACUGGCUUUAGUCGAGCAGUAAAAACACACAGCUCUGAAUUUUUUAAAGAAGAUGGAUCUUUAAAAGAGGUACAUAAGAUAAAUGAAAUGUAUGGUACAUUACAACAGGAAUUAAAGAAUGUAUGCAAAAAAGUGGAACACAGUGAGAGAGCAGUAGAGAAACUACUAGAAGAUGUGCACAGAUUAAAACAAGAAAUUAAAAAAAGAAAACAAGCACAGACCCAAGUGGCAGGAGAGAAGAAUGUCCCAGAAGAACCUCAGGAGAACCCUUUUCUUUGUCAAGCUUUACGAACUAUAUUUCCAGAAACUGAAAUUCUUCAUUCAUGUACUAUCUCUCUCAAAAAUAAGCACAUUUCUAAAAGCUGCUGUAACACCAACCACCAUGUUGAUAUGGUAGACAAACUUACCUUAAUGGUAGAAUACACGGACAUUCCAGAAGCUACUCAAGCCUCUCCACAGCAAAUAACUAAACGUAAAGCAUUAAAUGUGGAUGAUGCAGGGCAGUUCAAGAAAUCACGGUUGCGUGGGAUACUAAACAAACAUUGUAAAACAGAUACUGACCAUAGUAAGCAAGAAAAAGCAUCCACCAUGAGUAGUUCAGAAACAGAUGAAGACAUUGAGAAGGACUGUUGUGAAUAUCCACAGUCUCCUACAUUUUAA
This is a messenger RNA of Elephantulus edwardii (Cape elephant shrew), 1224 nucleotides long. RefSeq names its product family with sequence similarity 175, member A (gene ABRAXAS1). The record is from RefSeq and is a predicted model, not a curated record. Gene Ontology annotation, cellular component: nucleus. NCBI's taxonomy places the organism in Eukaryota, Metazoa, Chordata, Mammalia, Macroscelidea, Macroscelididae. Gene Ontology annotation, molecular function: microtubule binding; polyubiquitin modification-dependent protein binding. Bases 1 to 1224 code for a protein of 407 amino acids. Gene Ontology annotation, biological process: attachment of spindle microtubules to kinetochore; mitotic spindle assembly; protein K63-linked deubiquitination. The transcript has 9 exons.